This is a messenger RNA of Arachis stenosperma, 1177 nucleotides long. Its product is annotated as floral homeotic protein DEFICIENS. Gene Ontology annotation, biological process: positive regulation of transcription by RNA polymerase II. The record is from RefSeq and is a predicted model, not a curated record. NCBI's taxonomy places the organism in Eukaryota, Viridiplantae, Streptophyta, Magnoliopsida, Fabales, Fabaceae. Gene Ontology annotation, cellular component: nucleus. Gene Ontology annotation, molecular function: RNA polymerase II cis-regulatory region sequence-specific DNA binding; protein dimerization activity; DNA-binding transcription factor activity, RNA polymerase II-specific. The transcript has 7 exons. The coding region runs from base 269 to 952 and encodes 227 amino acids.
CCUCCAGUCCCCAGUGGCGCACAUGGAAUGACAUUGACGAUGAAACCACAAACACCGUAACGACUCUUAUAACAAACUCUGCAACACCUUUCGUCAAUUUGGCAAAGAGCCUUCCAUUUCUGGCAAUGCACCCUUCUCUUUGAAUACCCACCACCCACACCCUCUUUAAUCAAACUAGUUCCAUUUCCAUUCCCUUCUCCCUUUCUUUAUUACCCAACUAGCUAUUCACAAGAAAGAAGGAAGGAUCUAGAAACAGGUAGGUUAAGAGAUGGCUCGAGGGAAGAUCCAGAUCAAGAGGAUAGAGAACACUACCAACAGACAGGUCACAUACUCCAAACGACGCAACGGACUUUUCAAGAAGGCCAAUGAGCUCACCGUUCUCUGCGAUGCUAAGGUUUCUAUAAUCAUGUUCUCUAGCACUGGCAAACUCCAUGAGUACAUUAGCCCCUCCAUCUCAACUAAGCAGUUCUUCGAUCAGUAUCAGAUGACCGUAGGAAUUGAUCUCUGGAACUCUCACUAUGAGCAUAUGCAAGAAAACUUGAGGAAGCUGAAAGAUGUAAACAGGAAUCUUCGUCAGGAGAUUAGGCAGAGGAUGGGAGAUUGUCUGAACGAUCUGGGCAUAGAAGAGCUUAAACUCCUUGAGGAAGAAAUGGACAAGGCUUCUAAGGUUAUUCGCGAGCGUAAGUACAAGAUGAUCACAAAUCAGAUUGACCAGCACAGGAAGAAGUUUAACAACGAGAAAGAAGUGCACAACAGACUCCUGCGUGAUUUAGAUGCAAGAGCAGAAGAUCCACGUUAUGGAUUGGUGGAUAAUGGAGAGUAUGAAUCUGUCAUAGGAUUCUCAAAUUUAGGUCCUCGCGUGUUUGCAUUGAGCCUACAACCUAGCCAUCCUAAUGCACAUAGUGGAGGAACAGCAGCCUCUGAUCUUACCACUUACCCUUUACUUUUCUAGUAAGCAAUAUCAAAGCUCAGCUCUCGCAUCAACAAAAGGAAAUACUACCAUGUUCCUUCACUUCCCAAUAAAUUAUUAAAUGACUGCUGAAAUUUAUGUUAUUACUAUUCUGUUUAAUUAAACAAUGCACAUGCCCAUGCAGUUAAGUGUGUAUCCAUAGAACACUACAUACUGUAUGUCACGAAUCUUUAUGUUCCAAGGUAAGCUCAUGGGUGAUGAAUUAUA